UGUAGAAAAUAGUAAAGUAAAGUUGGACACUAAUUAUAAAUAGGGCACACAUUCCUCAAUCUUGCACAGGAUCCCAUGAUGGAAGAAGAGAGAAUUAUAAUGGGUGCACUACUGUCCGCCCUGAGCCACCCUCGGCUCUCAGAUCUCACCCACUCCAUCCUUUCUGCCACCCACCACCAGUGCCACCGGCUCUCCUCCAUCGUCUCCUCCCCCUCCCUCUUCUCCCUCACCCUCCACCACCUCCACUCCCUCACUCUCCCAGACAAAACCCUCCUCAUCGCUCGCCACCUCCUCGUCUCUCUACACCAUCUCACACGUUACGUGUACCCAUCACCAUCACAAGCCUCAACGGGCAUGAACCAGCGUGAUCUGGAUGCAGCCCUGCUCCUCCUCCUGCUGUGCGAGGUCCAGCAGCACAACCCGGAAACACUGAGAGAGCCUGUGAAGCGAUGGCAAGGAGUCCUGAGUGAAGUGUUGUGCAAUAGAAUGCUAUCAAUCUCCGGGGUAGGUGUUGGUGUCAUUCCGUUUGUUGAGAUGGUGACGAGGAGUUUGAGGUUUGUUGGUGGAAUGGGUUGUUGCUGUUGUGGUGGUGAGAAGGAAGGAACUUAUGAGGUGGCGGCUUCACGGGAGGCCGUGAUUGCAUUGCCUUCAGUGGAGGUGGAGGUUAGAGAGGGACAAGUAGUGGUGGAGAAAUGUGUGAUAUGUCGAGAGGAAAUGAAACAAGGGAGAGAGGUUUGUGAGUUGCCGUGCGGGCAUUUGUUUCACUGGAUAUGCAUUCUGCCAUGGCUGACCAAGAGGAGCACCUGUCCAUGUUGCAGGUUCCAGCUUCCCACGGAUGAUGUUUUCUGCGAGAUCCAACGCCUCUGGAGCAGUCUUCUCCUCAACCAUUCAUUAUCUCAUGGUGUGGGUUCAUCAUCAUAAAAAUUAAAAUGAAUGGUCCUGUAUGGUUUUAACUGAUUAGAUUGAGAGCCUAGCUAGAGAUCCGUGUGAUUGAUGUUAUGUACUGAUAAAGACACGUGUGGAUGUGGUGAAUUAUAACGAUCGAUGAAUUCGUGUAGCUAAAUAAUAUCACAAUAUAAACAGAUGUUUCAUU
Molecule: messenger RNA, 1093 nt
Organism: Tripterygium wilfordii
Lineage: Eukaryota; Viridiplantae; Streptophyta; Magnoliopsida; Celastrales; Celastraceae
Product: E3 ubiquitin-protein ligase SGR9, amyloplastic
Exons: 1
Coding region: 76-921 (281 amino acids)
Biological process (GO): protein ubiquitination
Cellular component (GO): cytoplasm
Molecular function (GO): ubiquitin protein ligase activity
Source: RefSeq, a predicted model, not a curated record